GAACUAAAGAGCCUCAAUCAUCCCUAAGCUUGUCUCAACAUGCAAUCGCAGACUCCGAGUUCAGUCAGUCCGUACCCGCCCCAGAGCUCUCACUCCCGUUGGCUUGCCCUUACACACCGCACACCCGCUUUCCACUCGUCUUUCUUCUACGGCGUCAAAUCCACCAAGAUCUACUGCCGUCCUACCUGCUCUGCACGUCUUGCUCGGAGAGCCAAUGUUGUGUUUUACGACACAGAAGAUCAAGCGCGACGCGAUGGAUACAGGCCGUGCAAGAGAUGUAGGCCGGAUGACACUACCUUCGUUGGAAAAGGCCAGGAGGUUGUCACUAACGUAAUAGCGCUUCUGAGGGUGAGAAGGGAUGAUUCGUCGAUGAAGGGAGGUUUAAAAGAGUUGGCAAAAGAGGCUAGAAUUACGCCAAGUUAUCUUUGUCGUGUGUUUAAAAAGACAAUGGGCGUUACGAUAGGGGAAUACAUGAAGGAGUUUGAGAAUGACGCAAGCGAGGGCGAGACAGAGAGCUCAGUCCAACCUCCUAGCAAAGCUGAUACAGGUGUGAUGGACGUGGGGACUAAAAUCAUGAUGACGGCAAAGACGGCAAGGUUCUCUGAAGCGCCUACCGAGCAUAUCGAGGGUGGGCCAGCGGAAGAGAAUGUUAGAAGCGAUGAAGAUGCUCUGGACUUAGAUUUCGAUUUCAAGGAAUGGUUCUGGGCUGAAUACUCCUUGAGCGAUAGCAUCUACGUACGAGCUAUCGAGGAGUAUUCCAUAUUGCCAAUGACAGCCUGAAUAGGACGAGCAAAAUCGUUCAGCUCCACUUGCUAUUUCUCAACCAUCGCACACUCUUUUUUUCUUUUCCAUGCAUAUAAUCAUUCCCUAGCUAAUAAUGAGUAACUGGAAUUAUAUUGCUUUGCA
Botrytis cinerea B05.10 is the source of this 906-nucleotide messenger RNA. RefSeq lists its product as hypothetical. Lineage: Eukaryota; Fungi; Ascomycota; Leotiomycetes; Helotiales; Sclerotiniaceae. The coding region runs from base 40 to 780 and encodes 246 amino acids. The transcript has a single exon. Gene Ontology annotation, molecular function: DNA-binding transcription factor activity; methyltransferase activity; zinc ion binding. Gene Ontology annotation, biological process: DNA repair; regulation of DNA-templated transcription. The record is from RefSeq and is a predicted model, not a curated record.